Messenger RNA from Phascolarctos cinereus (koala), 2747 nucleotides. NCBI's taxonomy places the organism in Eukaryota, Metazoa, Chordata, Mammalia, Diprotodontia, Phascolarctidae. The record is from RefSeq and is a predicted model, not a curated record.
UCAGCUUUUCUUUGGGGGGCCCUCUCAGGCCCCGCUUUGAGCCUUCAGAAUCUUCCUGGCAGAGGGCUCUGUAUGGAGAGCCAAGCACUUCCUCGUACAAAGCAACCAACCAGUACUCGUCCCCAGAGUGAAAACCUUUGCCUGGAAAUGUCGCCAGGGACCUCUCUGGCCUCCGCUACUCCAGGGACCCGAGGGGAGCCGGCCUGCCCCCUGCCUGCCCCGGGGAGGGGAGGGGAGUGGCGUGGCACACCGAGGGGCUGCCAGGUAUCGGGGCAGCUGCCACCUCCACCGCCUGAGGGGGGCCCAGCCCAGCCCUCUCCGCCACACUGAGCGGUCCCUGGUGUGGAGUCAGCCUGGGCUUCUGCCCACCCCAGCCGUACCGUGAUCUGGAGCCUUCGGUGGCCGAACCUCCUUCUUGUCCGCUGGCCCUGGACAUGAGUCUUCGGGAGCCUGGCUACAGCACGGCCCCCAGGCCCUGCGUGGUGGCACAGCUACCACCAGAAACCCUGGACCGUUUGACUGACCCUUCGACCUGCGAGCAUGGCUUUCUGCGGCCCAAGAUGAAGGUGACCGUAGGAGACAGCCCGAGCGGGGAGCUCUUCACCUGUCACAUCUGCCACAAGGCCUUCACCUACCAGCGCAUGCUUAACCGACACAUGAAAUGCCACAAUGAUGUCAAGAGACAUCUGUGCACCUACUGCGGGAAGGGCUUCAACGAUACCUUUGACCUCAAAAGACACGUGCGCACACACACCGGUGUCCGUCCCUACAAAUGUAGCUUGUGUGACAAAGCCUUCACCCAGCGCUGCUCCCUCGAAUCCCAUCUCAAGAAAAUCCACGGGGUGCAGCAGAAGUAUGCCUACAAAGAGAGGCGGGCCAAACUCUACGUGUGUGAGGAGUGUGGCUGCACGUCCGACAGCCAGGAGGGCCAUGUGCUCCACCUGAAGGAGCAUCACCCCGACAGCCCGCUGCUGAGGAAAACUUCGAAGAAGAUGGCUGGGGCCCUGCAGAACACAGUCACCACCCUGCUGCAAAACAAUCAGCAUCUCUAAAGGUCAAGGAAGGCCGGGCCCUCUGCCCACCUGGAGGGAGGGCGCCAAGCCCGCCGUAGCUAGAGCAUUUGGGCAAAGGACCCCCGGGCACAGAGUUGCUGCCCCUCACGGCCCAGGCACAAGGCAGUCCAUGGAAGGCUUUGCCAUGCAGGCCCAGCCUUCCUUCAGACAACACUCCCAUGUGUCCCUCUGGUUUUAUUGAAGUGGGACUUGAAGAUGAUAAGCUGUGAGCCCCCAGGUUUUGGGGGCUCAGGGAUAAGCGUGUGCUGGCUGAACAAAGACUUCGCAUUCGGGGCUCUCCGAAGAAAAGCCACUUGAUAAAGGCAGCUGACAGCAGGUGUGUGGCUGCAGCCCCGCUGUGUGCUCACACACCCAGGGACGCUGAGAUCACUGCACAUGCCCACUGGCCCUCCCAAGGCAUAAGCUCACUUGAUUUCUUUCCUUAGGGCUUUUGUAGAAAGAUGACAAAUAUACAGAUACUAAUAUAUUGUUGGUGCUGAUGGGGACCUUUCUCGAAGAUGGGAAGGGCUAGCUGGCUCUUCUCCAUCCCUACCUCCUUUGGGGCUCAUCACUGUGGGCAGGUAUUCUGUGGCCCUGUCUGCCCCGGGGCCUGGCCCCCUCCCUGGGCAGCCGUCUGCCUUCUUUCUGUUCUCCACGAUAUGCCUGGACAAGGCACAGGACCUCUGGCCCCUAGGACAUGCUGCUCCGCCCGGCCUUUGCCCAGUCCCCUUGCAGCACCCCACUCAGGGCUUCCUGGGGUUGCUCCUCACUCCUCCACUUAUAAGUGGACCCAAACAGCCCCUCUAGCAGGUUCCUUCUGGCUCUGCCCAGGCACAGGCAAGAUGGAAUGAUUGUGCCUUGGUCUCCCGGAAUCCACCGUCUCCUUCAGCACCUGAAGGGAAGUAGCCCAGACAGGCUUAGGUGUGAUGGGGCGGCAGGCCUCACGGUUUGUGGGAGGGCUCCACUCAGUCCCAGGACGACAGGAGAGAGGGAGCCCCAGGGUGGAAUGUUCACCCACCCAUUAGCCACGUGUCUGGGAAAGGAGGCCUUCAGCUGAACCUGUGAGCACUCCUUCCCCAUUUUGGAAGUGGAGAUGCGCCUCUCAGUUCUCAGGUUAGAGAGGACAUUCAUCUGUGCUCCCCGCUGAUAAGGGAGGGGCCGCACGUCUCCAGCUGUUGUGGCCCGGAAGGUUAGAGUGUCGGCCAGAGUGCCCCGUGGGCUUUCUUCAUUUGUGGUCAGGGUCAGAGCUGCUCCCAAAAGAUGGUCCACACGUAAUUCCAGCCUUGCUGAAAGGGUGGGCUGAUGGCCAGACCCGCAGAGGUGAACAAGCCUGGACCCCUGGGCUGUCCCUAAAUACUGAUCCUCAGUUGUCAGUCUGGAUCAGCCCGAGGGUCUCCUGAGGGAGAGGGCGGCACUGCGGCUGCCUCCCAGACCAGGCAGAGCCCCUUCGAGGAGAGCCCCGGCUGGGCACCUGAGGACCUUUCUCCAUCUCGCUCCUGAGCUGGUGCAUCCAGGUUACCUGCCGAGGACUGCUUGUCAAAAUGCUCCUCUUCUAGGAAUCUCUGGGGCCGGUGGCCGUACCGAUUGCCUCAGUUUGUUUACAUGUUUUUAUCAUUACACAUUGGCUCUGUCUGCCAGAGUCACAAGGUUCUAUGUUGCCUGUGAUUUUGUAACUGGUUUUUCCGUUCAUUAUUA